AUGAAAUAUUACAAGAAGGAAGUCGACUUCUUGUCCUGGACAAAAGUUGACCUUUCAGAACUCAUCCACGCACCUUUCCACAAUCUAACCAAUGAUACCAUGGCAUUGUCCUUUAAGAAUUUUCUUGAGAUUAAAUCGAAAAAUAACUUUGAAGAUUUAAAGACUACUUCAUUGUUCACUAAGAAGGCCAAGGGUGUCAUUGAUCCAUGCACAAACAAAACAAUGGUGAAUGUCAUGUGGCCACCCACAAAGCAAGCCAAAAGGAUUCGUCUUCCCAAAUGCUUACCUGAAGGCAGUUUGGAUACAAUACAAUAUUGGGUUUAUGAUGAGGCUACUGUAAUGGUGGUGAUCAAGCUGAAGAAAAACCAGUUUCGUGUUGUUGAUCCCAAAGAUUUGUUGAAGUUUAGAGAACAUGAUAUCCAUUUUUUAUCAAACUUUUAG
Messenger RNA from Lactuca saligna, 441 nucleotides. The record is from the annotation of a GenBank genome assembly. NCBI's taxonomy places the organism in Eukaryota, Viridiplantae, Streptophyta, Magnoliopsida, Asterales, Asteraceae.